Molecule: messenger RNA, 4632 nt
Organism: Egretta garzetta (little egret)
Lineage: Eukaryota; Metazoa; Chordata; Aves; Pelecaniformes; Ardeidae
Gene: LTO1
Product: LTO1 maturation factor of ABCE1
Exons: 5
Coding region: 1-378 (125 amino acids)
Source: RefSeq, a predicted model, not a curated record
AUGGCUGAGGAGAGGUUUCAUGGUGAGGGGUAUCAGGAGGGGUACGCUGAAGGCAGUCAUGUUGGAGUUGUUGAGGGAAGGAGGUAUGGAUCAAUCCAUGGUGCCAAGAUUGGGUCAGAGAUUGGCUGCUACCUCGGGUUUGCACUGACGUGGCAGUGUCUGCUCCAGAAGUGCACAGAUGAAAAGAACAGCAAAAAGAUAAGGGCUCUGGAUUCAUUAAUAGGGAUGAUUCAGAAAUUCCCAUACGAAGACCCCACUUACGAUAAGCUGCAAGAAGAUCUGGAAAAAAUCAGAGGAAAAUUUAAACAGGUUUGUUCAGUGCUAAAUAUUCAGUCUGAUUUUAGAAUUGGUACUGAAAGAUCUUCACUAACAUUUUGAAUAUAACAGAUGAAGAUAAACAUGGAUGACCAAAGAAGAAACAUUAAAAGAACAGAUAACUGGAAAGUGUUUGCUCUUAUUUUAAACAAAAUUGAAAUAGUGAAGAGGUGCUAAAUAUUAAAGGAGAAAGGGAAAACCAUUGAACUUGCAAUAGUACUUUUCAUAUGUCAUUUAACAUUUAUUAUUUCCAGGUUUUACUUAGGAUUGCUGAAGCACCCGUGUGUAAACCUGUUAAAUAGAAAUAUUUGCUUUAAUUCCUCACUAGCCUUGUACUAAUAGAUUAAUUCCGCAAAAGGAAAACAUACGCAUUUGCAAAGCUUCCUUGUUUAAAGGGUGUUUGUUACUUAAAAAUCUGUGUAUGCAGAUCAUUCAGUUUACACAAUGUAUAGAUAUUGUAGGGGAGGUAAAAUACAAUCAAUCGCCUGCAGACUUUGCAGUAGGAAUCAUUUUUGUGCAUAAAGGGUAGAAUGACAAAUGAAGUCAGAAUGUGAAGGAGAAAGAUUAAGAGAUCUGCUCAUAAAGUAGCUGCAGGUCAGAACAUGAAAUUUGCACUUUCCAUGACUUCUGCAGACUGAUGCGGGGGGCGGGAGGAAGGGGGAACACCAUGAACCCCUCCCAGAAACCAAACCCAAAAAGCCGGCAAUUUCAGUGAUCAAUGAGAGAAACAUGACUUCCCCAAGAGUUGUGAUACUGGUACUAGCAUCUACUAGUACCUGUUACUGAAGAAUAGCUUUUUAUUUUCCUGUCUUGAAAAUACAUUCUUUAGUCUAAUUCGGAUGCUGUCAGCUAAAUGUAUUCAACUAUAUUAGUUUAAGAGAAAUACAGUUAAUUAUUUUUCCUGAAAAAUGUUUGUGGUUGGACUGCUAGAUGUCUUUGCAUACCAUUUGCAAUACAGUUAAAUAAUGAAUGUACACUUCAUCAGUUCUAACGUAUGCGUGUCUGGCUAAGUCUACAUGGCAUAGUGUAGCUUCAUAAAGGCACAUUUGACUACCAUGGGUAUCAGAAGCUGUAUGCAGGGUGAACUAUCUCAGGUGAAGGAAAUGCUUUAAUAUGGCCAUAUCCUUGAAUAACGCUACUUUGUGCCAUCUAGACCUCGGUUCUGGUUUACCUUGUACAGCUUUUUUACUAUAGAAGAAAAUAAGCAACUUGAAUUUUUAAAAUGUGCACUGUGUAUUCACAUCUGGGAUAUGAAGGACAUGCAUUCCGCUAAAAUUUUUGGAUUUGGGACUCUGAAGAUGAAAAGUUUUGCUGACUGUAUGGAGGGAGUGGUGUGCAUAUGCGUCAGUUAAUUUCAGAAAAAUCUUUUACUUUUUGUCUGUUUCCUGAGUAUGCAAGUAUGCCAAUUGCAGAGCCUUUUCUUGAUAACUGGUUGCUGGUGUAUCUUUUUUGUUUGUUUAAUUGUCUUCAAACAUAGUGACUGUUAGGGCCAUCUAGUGGAGGAGGUCAUUGUAUUGUGUAAGAAACAGAUUAUAGGAGUUCACAAAUAUUUAUUUAGAUAGAAGUUGUUAAAAUAGUGCAGAACAUAUGUACGCGUCAUACAGCUCUUCUAAUUAUGUGGUGAAUUUCUUUGAAAUAAAGUAAUAUUGAGGUAGGAUUCAUUUGUAGCUCAUUUCCUCAUUUGAGACCUUGGAAAGGACGUGACUGCAUUGAUGGUCUCUUCAUUUAGGGCAGUUUGUGUACAGUUGGCUUUUAAUUGUUAUGCAGAUAAACAAAUCCAAAUUUGAAAAAGUUGUCUCUGCAUCCUCAAGCCAGUUUAUUUUUGCAAAUCAAAGUUUUUUACCCAUUAUGCUUCAAAUUAACGAAAGGUACUAGAUACUUAUCUAUGAUUAACUUUGACUUAAAAUAUUUUUUUCGUUGAAGUCCAUGAAUUAUGCUUUAAAUAAACUCCUCUGGAUCUUGGUCUAAAAAGGGCAGUUUUGUUGUUCUUCUGAAUGAUAGUACAAAGAAGUAAAUGCUGGAGGUCUAAGUAUUCACGUUUUAAAAUGCAGCCUUUUUUGGAAUCUUUGUACAUGGUUUAUAAAAAUGUAUCUAAAAGCAAGGGAAGGGAUGUGAGAGCUCCAACUAUCUGUGAAGUAUUUGAUUAAUAGAAGUGUAUGGUAUAUAAGUCACAUGCCAAGUGCUACUCUAGAGAUUGCAUUGAAACCAAAGUUAUUUUUCUUCGACUAAGGAGAAAGGAUCUGUGCAGAUCAAGUGGUCAAUGACUGUUAUUUUGAAAAUUGGUUUGGUGGCUAAUUUUCUUGUAUUGCUUUAAUUUUAUUUAUAACAAAUUAAUAUUAUUAGAAUAAAUUAUUAUAUAUGUAUAUACACAUAUUUGACUAUAAAGAUUGUAGCAACCUGGAUUUAAAACUGGGAUAUGCCAGGCUUAGGGUUGCCUAUUAGGUCUUUAAUUUAGCUCCAUGUGUGUGUACAUACUGGUGGAGUCUCUUAUUCCAUGAGUCUGUAUUUUUCUGAAUAUUUUUCUGAAUAUUUUCUGUUUCAUGUCUUGUAUGGGCCUGAUGGUGUUUAUUAAAUGAGGUACGGUUAAAAAUUCUGUUGCUGUUUAUUAAACAAGGUAUGGUUAAAAAUUCUCUUGGAGACGUAGUUGUAUACCUUCUUUGGUGCCAAUCUUUUAAACUGUUUUCUGCAACAGAGUUAUGGGGUUUUCUGUGAUCAAGGCUGUAACAGUGGAGUCUUCACAGCAUACUGCAGGGGUAUUUUUAUACCUUAUUUACAGCUAAGGAGUUAAAGCCCAGGUUACAUCAAGUAUAUUGAUUUGCCUUAACCAAUGCAAGAUGUCUAAUCUGACUCAUUUCAAAUAAUUUUGCAUUUUGAGUGCUUAAAUACUUCAGAGUGUGCUUCUUGCCAACAUUAAGAGUGGCUGAGUACCUAGCUUUUUUGCAUGUUUGUACUUUUGCCUGUGUCUCAGAUCAGUCACCUAGAAAAUGAGGAACUUUACAGUUAGCAAACACACGUGAAAGGUGUGUGCUUAAGCCAACUAGAAUGUUACGACAGGGGAGGGUACAGGGAGGGAGAAUCCCAUCAACAUUUUGAAAACCAGUAGUGCAGUUUUGUGACAUAAAAGCAUAUGGUUUCUUUUCUUUCGAUGUCUUUCCUGUUAUGUUAACAUCUUCCUAAAAAUCUGUAACAAAUUCUUAUAAAUGUCUUCAUUAGUUUCACACCAUGCUUACUCAUCCUGGGUCUUGAAUGGUCAGGACUCUGGUGGAAGCAAGUGUUGCACUGUAAUUAAAGACUUUUGGGAGGUCUAUGCACAGAGAGGCUGAAUAAAGCUGCUGUGGACCACAGUCAUUUAGACAUUUCCCAGUUUGAAUGCUUGACUGUGCAACUUAAAUAUUGCUUUAAAGACUGGGUGAAAAAGAUAUGGAAAAAAAUGCAACCUUUCAGAUUAUAAUACUGGCUAUUAAUGGAGUGGGACAUAGAGAUUGUGGCUCUGUAGUGUAUUGUCAGGUUUAAAAUUUUGCUGAAGUACUUGAUCUGUUAGGAACAGCUCAGAUAGAAAAUAGCUGCUAAAAUUAUUGAAGUUGCUAAGACUUCGAAAUAUAUUGCUGUGUUCACUACAUCUAGUUAUUGCUCAGUAGUUAGGGAGGAAUGUUUGAAACCUUUAACUUACAAAUUUCUGACUUGCCUGGGCGGCGUUCUGGCUUGUUUGUUUCUUUAUGAUCAUCUUUCAGCUGAAGCUGUAGAAUACAGAAUUUUAUUAAAAGUUGGAUACAAAGCUAAUUACUGCUAAAGUACUGAAGUCAGUGUAGUCCAGAAGACUUGUACUUUUUGUUUCUACAGUAUGUGAUGAGUACAAGAAGUAGUGAGUUUUGAGGCAUCAGAGGGGAAAGGUAAACUCUGACUACAGUGAAUGAAUUCCCUGCAGAACUGAAUGCUGAUUCAAUGCUGUUUCAUAGCCAUGGGAUCAUUAACUGCUAAUAGCAAAUCAGCCAUCACUAGAACAUGCAAAUCUGACUUUGUAGGUUAUCUGUGUCACUGUACUACAUCAGCACAGUAAAAAAAAAAUAGCAUGGAGUUUGUUAAAGCCUCCUAGUAAAAUUAUGAAUAAAACAUUUGUCCGUCUUCAUUAAGCAGCAUACUUUCUUUCCAUUUGCUGUAAACUAAUGUGAAGGGGAUCAAUUUCAGCUUUGCAUGAACAUCUGUAGCCAACAGAAAUGGCUGAAAUAAAUCAGCAAAAAAUCUGAGUAUGCAACUGUUCGCUUAAAAAACAACCCUGUAGGAGGGGCCUGGCUCAUUCAAUCCUAUUGUGUUUUUCUG